UAACAGUCGUAAAAAAUCGGCGAUCCCACUCGUCUGAGGGAAAAUCGCCAGGCGAGCGAAAUGUGCAAUCCCACACACUCUAUCUGUCUGUAACCAUCAUUGCUGGUCCUUCCUCCAUCUUUCUGUUUUUGAGCUUUUUGGAGAAAGAUUCUAAUCUCCCUGCUGAGCUCCAAAGCUUCCGAUUCUUUUUAAGAUUUUACCCGUCACCGUCGCCUUCCUGCCACUCUGGAAACUUUGCCUUCCUCAUUCCUUUCUCUUUUCCAGAGUUGCCAAGGGACAAAUGUUAUAACAGUGAAAAGGACAAAGAAAGAGAGAGAGAGAUCUGAUUGUGGUUUAAAGAGAUGUACAGAACUCCGUUGCCUGCCCAGCUCUCUGAUUCCAACCGCUGUGCCGUCGACAUCAAUGUCACCAACCUUCGAGCCUAUCAAGUUUGGAAAGGAAACAAUAGAUUUUGCCUUGGAGGUAGACUUAUAUUUGGUCCAGAUGUCAGGUCAAUCUUCCUCACAAUAUCUCUAAUUGUGAUCCCAGUUAUUUUAUUUUGCGCUUUUGUUUCUCAAAGACUCGUUCACGUAUUCGACCACCAUCUUGGCAAUCUCAUUGUAGCUAUUUUAAUUCUCUUAACUGUAUAUGAUCUUAUUCUUCUGCUUCUCACUUCUGGAAGAGAUCCUGGCAUGAUUCCUCGAAACCCGCAUCCUCCAGAACUAGAGGAAGAUGGUUCCACUAUGUCUGCGGAUUGGCCAGGGUGUCAGAGCCGUGUUGGUGUUCCAAGUAUACCACCUACAAAAGAUAUUGUCGUUAAUGGGGUGAUUAUCAAGGUUAAAUACUGCCAAACGUGCAUGUUAUACCGCCCACCACGUUGCUCACAUUGCUCUAUAUGCAAUAACUGUGUGGAGCGUUUCGAUCACCAUUGUCCAUGGGUGGGGCAAUGCAUUGGGAAGAGAAAUUAUAGAUUCUUCUUCAUGUUCGUGUCUUCCACAACCAUACUAUGCCUGUACGUUUUUGCCUUCUGCUGGGUAAACAUUAAGAAAAUAAUGGAUCAAUAUCACUGUAAUCUCUGGAUAGCAUUCUUGAAGUCCCCUGUUUCAGGGCUUCUUAUACUAUAUACAUUUCUAACUGCUUGGUUUGUUGGAGGCCUCACUGUGUUUCAUCUCUAUUUGAUUUUUACCAACCAGACAACGUAUGAGAAUUUUCGGUAUCGUUAUGAUUCAAAAAUGAAUCCUUAUAAUCGUGGUUGUGUUCGCAACAUUUUUGAGAUUUUUUUCUCCAAAAUUCCCAAGUCUAAAAAUAACUUCAGGGCAAAGAUCAAGUUAGACACAUCUUUCUUUGCUGCCUCAAUGUCCUUGGCUCGAACCAUGAGCCCAGAGAUGCCAAAAGCAAGCUUUGACAUAGAGAUGGGAAAGCGGCAAGCUGUUGCUGCUGAGGACUUUGAAGAAAUACACAGCCAGAUUGAGAAUGUUGGUGGAUUGGAGAGGUGUGGAACACAACCAAGGCACACAAACCAGGGUGACAAAAUCAACUGGGAGAUCUCACCUGAUAUACACAUGUUGGCUAAUGAGUUUGGAAUGGAAGACAGUUUCAAGGCUAGAGAGAAAGUUCGCAGGGGCCAAUGAAGCUGGUUUCACCUAAAUUAUAGUCAGAAAGCAUAGUAAUUAUCUCCUAGCCUACUUGAAAUUUGCCAACCCAGCUGAUCGAAAUUGGCAACUGAAUAAUGUCGCCAAGAUAUUAAUCCAUCAGAAUGUUGUUUUUACGCUUUAUUUGUCUCUGAUAGGGAGGAAGAUUCUCGUCUGGCUAAGGUGUGCAGGGUUAAUGUUGUAUAUCAUACUGCUUUGAUAGAUGCUUGGGGUAAGUUUUGUGUUAUAAUAAUGUGUUCGUUUGUGAGGAUCUGGGUGGGUGUUUAUAAUUGAUUGGAUUUGUGAAGGUUAAAUUAAAUCAUCAAUGGUAGAAAGGUUUCUUUAAAUGUAGAUAGAGCUCGGGUCUGUUUCCCUACUUUUCUUGUACCUUUUAGGCCUGAACCCACCCUUGCAGAAACUUGCUUAAACUCUCAUGGUGGUGGUAUCAGUAAUUGUUUCCAGAGUUUCCUGAAAACGAGUUUUUAGUAAAAGAUUUCUUUCUGGAUUGAAAUGGUCAUUGAUCAUGGCAAGGGUGUGACUGACUUCAACAUAAGUCUUCGUGGUCCAUUCUUCUCUUGUUGGUUGUUUAUCUGCGAGAAGAACUUUGCAAAGGGUGGAGGUGUGGUGAUUUUUACUUUUGAUACAGUUCCCCUAUGUAUUUAUAUAAGGUGGAGCCUUGGUCUUGGAGGGCAUAAUCUUUCUUUUCUAUGAACUGCAGAAACACAUGUUUCAAAAUGAGGAAUUUGGAAGUGCUGUCGAUCAGAAUGCGAAUAUGAAUUAUUAUUAUUAUUAUUGACUAAAUUGGUAGCAACCAUAGAUUACAUCAUUUCACUUGACUGCUAAAUCUGAUUAGCAUGGUUAUUUCUUUCCGAUUAUAUUAACCAACAUUGAAAUGAGAACAGUUUGCUCUUUCUGGAAAAAGCAGUCUCAAUGUUACAACAUCAGUAAUAACUCAAAACUGGAAUUAGUUCAGUAGUUCACCAGUUUGAACGCAAAUUGUUCAAGCUUAGCUGCCCAUUGGAGUCCC
Durio zibethinus is the source of this 2637-nucleotide messenger RNA. RefSeq names its product putative protein S-acyltransferase 7. Gene Ontology annotation, biological process: protein targeting to membrane; peptidyl-L-cysteine S-palmitoylation. Lineage: Eukaryota; Viridiplantae; Streptophyta; Magnoliopsida; Malvales; Malvaceae. Gene Ontology annotation, molecular function: protein-cysteine S-palmitoyltransferase activity. Gene Ontology annotation, cellular component: endoplasmic reticulum; Golgi apparatus. The record is from RefSeq and is a predicted model, not a curated record.